AUGUUAACUCUUGAAGAAUUUGAAUGUGGCUGGGAUUAUUUGACCAAGAAGUAUGACCUAGGUGGUAACCCUUUCAUGACAAGAGCGUUUGAAGUGCGGGAAAAGUGGGCGAAGCCAUAUUUUAAUGAUAUUUUCUGUGCAAGAAUGUCAACUACUCAGAGGAGUGAGAGCGCGAACCAUGUGCUUAAAGUAUAUGUUCCAUGCAAAUCUUCAAUAAACAUGUUUGUCAAGCAGUAUACUAGGCUUAUUGAUGAUAGAGAAAAGGCUGAUGACAAAGCCGAGAAAAACAGAAGCCAGAAAAUUUCGAAGCCUAUGUUUGGUUACCCAAUUGAGAAGCACGCUUCGAAAUUAUAUACUCCUGCAGUUUUCAAGUUGUUCAAGGCUGAAUUAAAGAAGACAACUUCAUAUGUUAUUGUUGACAAUUCAGAUGGCUUAUGUUAUGAAGUGUUGCACGUAGAUUCUGAAAACAGAGAAUCCUGGAGCCGUGUAAAUUUCACAAUAACAAUUGAUCCACAAUUGGGGUUAUACAAGUGUCAAUGCAGGCUGUAUGAGCACUUUGGUAUUAUACGCUGCCACAUUAUGCUGGUUAUGACCCAGACUGGAGUGAUGAAAAUACCUGAAUGUCACAUUAUGAAAAGGUGGACAGUUGAUGCAAGGAAAGGAUCAAAUGUAAAAAAUGGAAAUCUGUUGCAGUUCUGGAUUAUGAAGCAAACAGAACUUUAA
Lolium perenne is the source of this 723-nucleotide messenger RNA. Its product is annotated as protein FAR1-RELATED SEQUENCE 9-like. NCBI's taxonomy places the organism in Eukaryota, Viridiplantae, Streptophyta, Magnoliopsida, Poales, Poaceae. The record is from RefSeq and is a predicted model, not a curated record. Gene Ontology annotation, biological process: regulation of DNA-templated transcription.